AUGCCAACUUUCAAGCAAGUCGACGUAUUUACGUCCCAAAAGUAUCGCGGGAACCCUGUGGCAGUGUUCUUCAAUGCCGAAGAAAUACCAGAUCUGGAGAAAUCAUUGAUGUCUGCCUGGACAAAUCUAUCAGAAGCCACUUUUGUUCAGAAACCCACGCACCCGGAGGCUGAUUACAAAGUGCAGAUUUUUGCCUUGCAGGAAGAGCUCCCUUUCGCCGGGCACCCUACUAUUGGAACAUGCCAUGCUUUACUUGAAGCGGGGUUGAUCGAACCCAAGAACGGAAAAAUCGUUCAAGAAUGCGGUGCAGGGCUUGUGACCCUCUCAGUUUCUGAAGCCGAGGAAGUUGAGAUUCUGUUUGUUUUGCCAUAUGCCAAGCCAAUUGGUGGCCAAGAACAAUAUUUAGAAGAACUUAGCUGUGCCCUUGGUGGAUUCAGAUUAUUAGGUGCAUUCGGUUAUGAUGUAGGUCCCUUGUGGUAUGUCGUGGAGCUAGAGAACGCUGAGGUUGUGAUUGGGUUGACACCAGAUUUUGCUGCUCUAUCAGCACUAUCAGAAAAGAUGGGUAUUACUGGCUUUCAGGUUUUGGGAAGGCACGCCGAACAGCAUACUUUUGAAACACGUACAUUUGCCCCACUAGUUGGCAUUAAAGAAGAUCCAGUGUGUGGAUCUGGAUCCGGUGCCACUGGAGCGUAUCUCAGGGAUAAAAAAGGAUUUAACGGCGUUGUUUAUUUGAGACAGGGCACAGUAUUGAACAGAGAAGGCAGAAUCAAGGUCACUUGCGACAAAGAGAUUUCAGUUAGAGGUUCCGCCGUCACGGUUAUCAACGGAGAAUAUUAG
Messenger RNA from Clavispora lusitaniae ATCC 42720, 837 nucleotides. RefSeq lists its product as uncharacterized. Gene Ontology annotation, cellular component: cytoplasm. Gene Ontology annotation, molecular function: isomerase activity. Gene Ontology annotation, biological process: biosynthetic process. Lineage: Eukaryota; Fungi; Ascomycota; Pichiomycetes; Serinales; Metschnikowiaceae. The record is from RefSeq and is a predicted model, not a curated record.